AUGCCCCUCGAGUCCCGGCCCCGCCCCACUAGCCCGCCCUUGCGCGCCCCCCGAGCCGCGCCGCCCCUGUCGAGUCACGCCGCCCUGCUAGAACCGCGCCGCCCUCCGCACUGCGCUCCUGCUGCUGCUGUCACUGCUACCGCUGCCACUCCUGCUCCUCCUGCGGCCAUGGCUAGCCCUACCGUGCUCGCUUUCGAUUCUGAGGGCCGCCCGCUGAAAUUUGACACCUGGCUCGAUGACCUGCACCUGUAUCUCCAGCUCACUGCCAAGGAGGAUAUUUCACUGUACGAUCACGCACUAGGCCACGCUGCUACCCCUGCUGCUGAUGGUGACAGCACUGCCCGCUCACAGUGGCAGACUCGUGACGCCCACGCUCGCUUCGCUAUUCGCGCCUCCCUGCCGUUAGAUGAGCGCGAGCACUUUGGCCAGCACAAGACUGCACAGGCACUGUACAAAGCUGUAGUUGCGCGCUACUCCUCACCUGCCUCUGCUGCGCUAGGUCGUCUCUCGCUUCCCUACCUGUUCCCCGACCUGUCCGCCUUCUCCACAGUCGCUGACCUCAUCACGCACCUCCGCACUAGUGAGGCCCGCUUUCGUGCCGCUAUGCCCGCUGAGUUUCUUGCCAAGAACCCCCCCCCGCUGUGGUUGACUCUCUACCACAUCGUCACCCGUCUCCCUGACUCUCUUCGUGCGGUUAGGGACCACUUCCUCGCUCGCUGCCCCACUGAGCUCACCAUUGAUCUGCUCGAGAAGGAACUGCUUGCAGCUGAGACUAGCAUAGUCGCUGUAGGUACCUCUCGUGGCGACCCCCGCACCCCUUUCUUUGAGGGGUGUUCCCCUUCCCCCCUUCUCCCCUCUGUCGCCUCUGCUGCUACUGUCGACCUCCUUGGGACUGAGCAGGUCGGGACAGCGUCCACUCCGAGUGGGCGUCGCAGCGGCAAAGGCAAAGGGGGCAAGGGAGGUGGUGAUGACAGCGGGGGAGGCGGUGGUGGGGGGGGUGGCGGCGGUGGGGGUGGUGGAGGGGCUGGAGGGGCUAGUGGCAGCAGUGGGGGUGGUGGCGGUGGCGGGGGUGGCGGCGGCAACAGCGGAGGAGGUGGCCGGGGUGGGGGCGGUGGUAGUGGAGGCAGUGGACGCGGUGGCGGCAGGGGUGGUGGUGGUCGAGGUGGUGGUCGAGGUGGUGGUCCGCGCCAGCAGCAGACUCUCUCGCCCCAGGAGCUUAGUGAGUGGUACCUUCAGCAUGGGGGGGGGGGGGUGGCCUUAGCUGCUCGUACGUCAUCCGCACAGUUUCCUGGUGCCACUGAGCUGCCCCUCUGGGCUGAUCUGCUGAGGAAGAACAUUGAUGUCUAUGCUCUUGACUUUGAUGUUAUUCUUGGUGCCAUGUAUGUGAUGUCUACUAGUGGAAAGAGUGCCCAGUACCUGCAUGUUCCGCCCGAUCCGGGCAUUUGGACCAGUGAGGCUGCCGCCCUAGGUGCUAGUGCGUCUGUUGCCCCAGGUGCUGUUGAGGCUGCCGCUCCAGGUGCUAACCUUGCUCGGCCGGUUGCAGUCUCCCUCGCUGACCCCUCUGGGGGUCCGGUCCUUGCGACCUCCUCCACUGUCCUCCCGUGUCCUGCGGUCCCGUCUGGCACACUGUCAGGUCUCUACCUCCCCUCGUUCUCUACGAACUUGGUGGCAGGCAGUGCGCUUCAGGAUGGGGGUGUUCACCAGUUCACCCCUGCCUACGAACGCGUGACACACUGCACGUGUGCUAGGACGGGUCGCCACUUGGCUACCUUCACUCGGCAGCCGGGGUCGGACCUGUACACACUGACCACUGAGCCCCCUCAGGUAGCUGCGUCUGCGUCCGCGUCUGCGUCAGGUCAGCUGUCGGCCCCCUGCUCGUGUCGCUCCCUGUCGCACCGGACUGUCCUCUGGCAUCACCGCCUUGGUCACCCGUCCGUGCAGCGCCUUCGGGGCAUGCACUCCCGGUACCUUGUCUCUGGUCUUCCCAGGGUGCUCCCUCCCCUCCCACCCUCGCUUGCUCCUCCCUGUCUUCCCUGUGUCGAGGGGCGGCAGCGCGCCGCUCCUCACUCCUCCUCCUUUCCCCCGACGACUGCUCCCCUGCAGACGCUCCACAUGGACGUGUGGGGCCCAGCCCGCGUUCGUGGACUGGGUCACGAGAGCUCCGCGAGCAAGAGGUUCCACUCCGACCUUCCUGUCCUCCGUCUGCACUCUGACAGAGGUGGGGAGUUUACCUCUGGCCUCUUGGAGGCCUUCUGUCAGCAGGAGGGCAUUGAGCAGUCGUUCACGCUUCCGGCCUCUCCACAGCAGAAUGGGGUUGCUGAGCGCCGCAUUGGCUUGGUCAUGGAGAUCGCUCGUACCUCCUUGGUCCAUGCGGCUGCCCCCCACUUUCUGUGGCCGUUUGCGGUCCGAUACGCUGCGCAUCAGCUCAACCUCUGGCCCCGUGUCUCCGCUCCGGAGACUUCCCCGACGCUGCGUUGGACGGGCAAGGUUGGUGAUGCGUCACGUUUUCGGGUCUGGGGAUCUCGAGCCUUUGUUCGCGAUGCGUCCGCGGACAAGCUCUCCUCCCGCACUGUUCCUUGUGUCUUCCUUGGCUUUGUCCUGGACGCGCCUGGUUGGCAGUUUUACCACCCCACCUCGCGCCGUGUCCUGCCUUCUCAGGACGUCACCUUCGACGAGUCCGUCCCCUACUACCGCCUCUUCCCCUACCGCACUGCCCCGCUCCCCCCCCCGCCUCUCUUCCUCGCUCCAGGUGCUGCUGUGCUAGACCCCCUCCCCCCUCAGGGUGCCGCUCCCUCAGGUGUGUCCCAGGUAGACCCGGUUGAGCCUGUCGAGGUAGCUGUCGACUCUCGUCCUGCUUGGGGUACUGAGCCUGCGGGUGCUGAGCGUGAGGGUGCUGAGCCUGAGUGUGAGGAGCCUGGGGGUGCUGAGCGUGAGGGUGCUGAGCCUGAGUGUGAGGAGCCUGGGGGUGCGGAGCCUGGGGGUGCUGAGCCUGAGUGUGCGGAGCCUGGGGGUGCUGCGCCUGGGGGUGCUGAGCCUGGGGACCCUCCCUCUUCAGAGCAGCUGCUUGAGUGGUACUCGCGGUACUGCCGCCUUCGGACACCUAGGCGGGAGCUCCCCUCUCUCCAGCAGCUCCGAGAGUGGUAUGGUCGGCGCUGCACUCUCCGGAGUGGAGCUGCUGGUGCUUGGGACUCUGGCGUUGGAGCUGCUGCUGGUGCUGCGGACCCUGGAGUUGGAGCUGCAGCUGCUGCUGCGGACCCUGGAGUUGGAGCUGCUGCUGGUGCUGCGGACCCUGGAGUUGGAGCUGCUGCUGGUGCUGCGGACCCUGGAGUUGGAGCUGCUGCUGGUCCUGCCGACCCGGUAGUUGGAGCUACUGCUGGUCCUGCCGACCCUGGAGUUGGAGCUGCUGCUGGUGCUGCGGACCCUGGAGUUGGAGCUGCUGCUGGUCCUGCCGACCCUGGAGUUGGAGCUGCUGCUGGUGCUGCCGACCCUGGAGUUGGAGCUGCUGCUGGUGCUGCGGACCCUGGCGUUGGGGCUCCUUCUGGUGCUGAGGACCCUGGAGCUGGCGCUGCUGGACCCGCUGCGGGUGCUGGUGGUGUCUCUACUGGUUCUGGAGACGCUGCGCGGCCCCGGCCGUACUUCGUUCCGCUCCUUCAGCAGGUUCUUGGUCAGCCUCCUCCUCCUUAUCAUGCUCCCUCCUUAGUGUGUCCUCCACCUGUCCCGUCGCAGUCACAGUUACCGCCUGCCUCGCCGCUCCCUGGUCCUUCUCCUUACACUGGUCCUACUGGAGGUCUUACGGAGCGUCGUGAGCUAGAGUCUCGUCCUGUGUCGCCUGCGUCUCGCUCUGCGUCACCUGUUCGUGCUGCUCGCACUGGUCGUCGUGUCCCGCGUCAGCGUCCUCCUGCUGUCCUCGGCACUCACCAGAUGGCGCUCCGUCCCUCCACUGCUCCUCAGCGUGUCCCUCUGCCGUCUCCUCCUGCGUCCUCUCUUCCUACUCUCGCUGACCCGGAGUCUGACUCCCUUCGUGCUGCCCGUCCUACUGUCACGCGUCUCCUCGCUACUGUUGUCACUGACCCUACCUUUGAGUCCUCUGCUGCGUCUGCUCUCGUUGCUGAGUUAGUUGACUUUGCUGCCGCUUGUCGUCUAGACUACGCUGCUAGCCUUGUUGCUGAGUCUGAGUCUGUCUGUCCUCCGUCCGUCGGGGGUGAGUGUGCUCUUGGCACGGACGUCCUUGAGGACAGGCAGGAGGAGUUCCAGUGCUUUGCUGCUGCUUUGCCUCAUCUCGUGUCCAUGCUAGUUGCCCCUGAGGGAGACCCGGAUGCACCAGACAUCCCGACCCCGCGCUCUUACGCAGAGGCGAUAGAGGGUCCCUACUCCUCUCAGUGGCAGACAGCCAUGGAUGCAGAGAUGGCUUCCUGGAAGUCCACAGGCACCUACGUCGACGAGGUUCCCCCGCCUGGGGCGAACAUCGUCAGUGGUAUGUGGAUUUUCAGGGUGAAGCGGCCGCUGGGUUCUCCGCCUGUCUUCAAGGCGCGUUACGUUGCUCGAGGCUUCAGUCAGCGAGAGGGAGUAGACUUCUUCCAGACCUUCUCCCCUACCCCGAAGAUGACCACUCUUCGGAUGCUGCUGCACAUAGCCGCUCAGCGCGACUACGAGCUUCACUCUCUUGACUUCAGCACAGCUUUCUUGCAGGGCAGCCUGCACGAGGAGAUCUGGCUGCGUCGCCCUCCUGGCUUCACUGGGUCGUUUCCUCCUGGUACCCAGUGGAGCCUCCGGCGGCCGUAA
Molecule: messenger RNA, 4782 nt
Organism: Closterium sp. Yama58-4
Lineage: Eukaryota; Viridiplantae; Streptophyta; Zygnematophyceae; Desmidiales; Closteriaceae
Source: the annotation of a GenBank genome assembly